Entamoeba invadens IP1 is the source of this 1065-nucleotide messenger RNA. RefSeq lists its product as hypothetical. The transcript has a single exon. The record is from RefSeq and is a predicted model, not a curated record. The coding region runs from base 1 to 1065 and encodes 354 amino acids. NCBI's taxonomy places the organism in Eukaryota, Evosea, Mastigamoebida, Endamoebidae.
AUGUUUUCGUGGAUGGAGAUGAAGCCAGUUGUCGUGUUGAAGAAUGACUACAAAGAGGGCGAGACGAUAUUCAGUGACGAAGUUCUCCUCCCUAUUGGGCUAUAUGAUAAAUACGUGAAGGAAGAACAAAAGACUAAAAAUCCGAUAUACGUCUUUUUGUAUUCAGUUGGGUCUGAGAAAUGUGAUUUUAUCGGAAGAGUAGUUGGAAGGUCGUCAGAUGUUAUGCUUCACUUCAGAUCGACUGUAUUUUCUACUGAAGGGACUGCAGUGCUUCAAUUUAAAGUGUUGGACGUGGUCAAGUCUAUCUCGAUAAAACCGCUCAGUUGCUUUUUCUACACCAUCGAUAAUUAUCGAGCAGUUUUGAAUGGCCUAUUUCAACGAACGAAAUGUCUCUUUGGUGGGCAAAGGUUCUUUUUUUACACACCGUCCAAUUGUGGCAUUGAAAUUGUAAAUAUAGAAAUCAGUGAAGUGAAUGGAAAGGCCGACGGUUGUGCUGUGAUGGAUGGCCAAAUCUUCGAUAUCGUUUUCGACCACAUAUUCACUCGAGAACAAAUCUAUAAGGCUAUUGAAGAUGACAAGAAAGAAGCUAAUACUAAAGAGAAAGGAACUGUCGAGUGCAAAUAUUGUAAACUUGAAAUGAAGAAAAAGGAAUUGAGGGAUCAUAUUUGGGACGCUUGUGAUUACUCUUUAGAACAAUGCGAGUGUUGUGAAUUAUAUUAUCCAAUAGCUUACAAAAAGUUACACCGAAGAUAUUGUUUAAAGUAUUUAGAGAAAGUUGGUAUUAAAGAGAAGGUCGAAGAAAAGGAGGAAGAAAAGGAGAAUACCAAAGUCGAGCAAAAAGUUCAAGAAGAGAAAAUAGAAAAGAUCGGGUCUCCAAAAGAAAAAGAGGGGGAGGAUUAUUCAAGUGCUUUGGCGUUUAUGGAGGAGGCUUUAAAAAGUGAAGAUGAAGAGUCUGAUCAUUAUGAAGAGAAUAAAAUGGAAUCAAAACUGUUACGUCCAACUUCACCUGAAACACUUAAACGUGUCGUAAAUGAAAAAAUUCCCCUUGAAAAAUGGACUAAGUGA